This is a messenger RNA of Columba livia (rock pigeon), 8096 nucleotides long. RefSeq names its product centrosomal protein 97 (gene CEP97). NCBI's taxonomy places the organism in Eukaryota, Metazoa, Chordata, Aves, Columbiformes, Columbidae. The transcript has 11 exons. Gene Ontology annotation, molecular function: protein binding. The coding region runs from base 178 to 2757 and encodes 859 amino acids. The record is from RefSeq and is a predicted model, not a curated record.
GGGAUCGCUCAAGCCGGCCAGACCUUCCACUGUUCGGUUAAAAUCUCGCUAGGCGGUUCCAUAUGUGGGACCUGCCAUCCUACCGGGAAUAAAAGACACAGUUUUCUCGUCAAGGAAGCGAGGCAGCCAAUCGGCGUCCAGCACUCGGUUGCCUGGCGGCGUUAGCAAGCGGGAAGAAUGUCGGCGACGGGGGUUGCGGCGAGGACCGAGGCUGUCUCACCGGGUGGAGGGGGUUUGGUAGUCAACUGGUCAGGUCAAGGAUUGCAAAAACUGGGCCCAACCUUACCCUGUGAUGCUGAUACUCAUACUCUGAUUCUGGACAAAAACCAGAUAAUUAAAUUGGAACACCUGGAGAAAUGCAGGAAUCUGAUGCAGCUCUCUGUAGCAAACAAUCGUUUGGUGCGAAUGAUGGGUGUAGCAAAACUGACUAAGCUCCGGGUGCUAAACUUGCCUCACAAUAGUAUUGGGUACGUGGAAGGGCUGAAGGAUUUGGUGCACCUGGAAUGGCUGAACUUAGCAGGAAAUAACCUUAAGGCCAUUGAACAAAUCAACUCCUGUCUAUCUCUUCAGCAUCUUGAUUUGUCAGACAAUAACAUAGCUCAAUUAGGCGAUCUUUCCAAGCUUACGUCACUGAAGACUCUGUUGCUACAUGGAAAUAUUAUAACCUCACUUCGCACUGCCCCUGUUUGCCUACCUCAGAAUCUGACUGUUUUUUCUCUGGCAGAAAAUGAAAUCAGAGACUUAAAUGAGGUUUCUUUCCUGGCCUCUCUUCGUCAGUUGGAACAGUUGUCGAUUAUGAACAAUCCUUGUGUGAUGGCCACACCUUCUAUCCCUGGCUUUGACUACAGGCCAUAUAUUGUCAGCUGGUGUCUGAACCUUAAAGUUCUUGAUGGAUAUGUGAUUUCUCAGAAGGAAAGUUUGAAAGCAGAAUGGCUCUACAGUCAAGGUAAAGGAAGAUCCUAUCGACCUGGGCAGCAUGUUCAGCUAGUCCAAUACCUGGCUACUGUUUGUCCUCUUAUAUCUACAUACGGUCUCCAGACUGAAGAGGAUGCCAAACUGGAAAAAAUUCUGAGUAAGCAAAGGCUCCACCAGAGGCAGUUGAUGCAUCAAAACCAAAAUGAAGGACUACCUACAUCUUCUACUCCCAACAAAACACUGCCAGUUACUUUUGAACACAGCAGUCCAGCCCAGCCACCACAGAUAGUUCUUGAAAGUGAACCUAUCAUCCAGAAGAAUUCUUGGGUUGGACCGAGCGGAAAUGAUGAUCAUUCCUAUGCAGUAAAGAACACUUUUCUUCUUGAAAGAAGAUUUCACAAGGAGCUAUACCUUGAAGAUAUACAGACAGAUGAAGACAAACUAAACAGCAGCCUUUUAUCCUCAGAGUCUACUUUCAUGCCAGUUGCUUCAGGAUUAUCUCCUGUGUCUCCUACUUCAGACCUGAAGCUACAUGGAAUCAGUUUGGGCUCGGAAGAUUAUGAUGACACAGUGAUCGAAUGUGUUGGAGAUGUUAAUAGUGGAGAAACAGCUGACAAGCAAGAAGCUUCAUGUGUUACAAGAGAGAGCUCGAGCAGAGCAGUGGGAAGUGUGGAAACUCAAGAGAAUAUCAAAGAGAGUGGGCUGUUGCCUUCUGAUCCAGCAACAGCUAGCCUGACUGCUAACACUAGCAACUGUUCAGCAUCCUCUGAAGACCAAGUUCUGCGCAGUCAUCCCAGCACCUCAGUAGGUGCUGAAUCGGGGGUUACAUCUCUCUGUCCUGAUCAGAUGACAGUAGAAGGUUCUGGUUCACCAGCUGCUGUUGAUCAAGGUGCAGCUGAACUGCAAAGAAUGACCAAAGCAGCUACCAAGCUUCAAGCCUGCUGGAGAGGAUUUUACACGAGGAACUACCAUCCACGAGCCAAGGAAGUGCGUUACGAAAUUCGACUAAACAGAAUGCAAGAGCACAUCAUUUACUUAACUGAUGAAGUAGAAAAACUAAGAAAAGAGAGAGAGGAAGAUAAGAUUCAGAGGCUUGUACAGGAGGAAGCUGUCAGGUUUCUUUGGAACCAGGUGAAGUCCCUUCAACAAUGGCAGCUUUCAGUGACACAAAAUGUAGGUGCCAUGUGGCAACCUGAAAUCCCUUCAGCCAGUACAUUCUGUCCAUCUGAACCAUCUGUUCAAUCAUCCAUACUUGAGCAAGAAACCCCACCAGAUGUUAGUUCUGCUUGGUUGGUUCCAGCUGGUGAUGUUCUUCAGGAAAAGUCUACAUUGCAUUUCCCAGAUUCUGGUUUUCAUUCUGCCAUGGCUGAUCAGACUCAUGCUGGUGACUCGUGUAGCUCUGAAAAGAGUUUAACAGAAGGAACUGAGAGCUCUCUUUCAGUGGAAACUGUCAGACCAUGUAGUAAUCCUGUUUCUGCGUAUUCUUCAGAUGUAGAGGAUGGCCGUGGAGAGCAAAGUAAAGAGAGCUCUAGUAGUGAGCAGGACAACAGACUGUUACAACAGUAUUUGAAAUCUGUUCAGCAACUGGAAGAGGCUGAUGAAGGGACAAAUUGCAAUGAUGAAACAGAGGGUAGCUGGCCACAAAUUGCUCUUUCAGCAGAAAGCCAAGAUUCUUCAUCUGAUGGUGUCUCUGUAGAUCUUCCUCAAGACACAUCUUCCCCUGCCCGAGGUGAAAUCAGUCAGACACCAGAAAGCUGCAAACUGAAUUCGGGAAUAGUAGAAGGGAAGCAAGCAGACUGUGAUUCUUCAUUUCAGGUGUUGCAUGUUGGGAUAGCUGUAUAGUAGUCUCAGUUCCACAAAGGACAUGGGCUUCCAUUUAACUUUGUUUUUCUUUUUGCCAUUUAUACAAAACUUAUUUUUAAUGUAUGCUGUUUCAGAUUUUGACUCAUGUUACUAAUUUAUGUUUUAAUUACUAUUUUGUUGAUGUUGCUGAGGACUGACACUAUGCUAACCUGAAAUCAGCAAAGUUCUCAGUGACAGUCAUUAUGCACUUUAUUUUAAAACAUAAAACUGAUAUCCUAAUAACUGGCUUCCAUUAAAUUAAUUCUGAAGAUUGGGAAUGGGCGGGGGAGGGGUGUUUGCUGUAAAUUCACUCUGGCGAGUGUGUUAGCAAGUAUUUCAAUUUUUUUCUUAAAAGGAGGAUUGAGUUAUUUCAAAGAGAAGGAAACAAUAUGGGAAGAAAUUGAGUCAAUAUAGGCAGUGUGUGUGUGUGUAUGGAUACAGCCUGAUGAGACAGGUGAAAGCAGUUGCCUUUCAGGCUUCUUUUGACUUUAACAAGAAUAGUUUGGUCAGUGUUUCAAAGAUGCAUUCCAUGAAACUGGUGUCUAAGUCAGUGACUUCUUUUUGUCAUUUACUUGAAGCUGCUGGCUAGGAAUUAGGUCAUUUUCACACGCACUGAAACAAGGACUUACUGCAUUCAGACCUUAGGGAGCUUCAAACAAACUUUCACCUUUGUUUGCCCUGGGGUCGAAUUUCCCCACUUUCUCAGGUAAGACUUAAAGUGGAACCAGCAGCAGCCUUUACUAAAUACACGUUUCAAAAGGGCGUGUGAUUUGGGAACAUGGUUUCCAAGACCGCACUGCUGAGUUACAGCAGCAGGCUUGGUGACACAUCUUUUGCCUCCACCAGGAUGCUAAAGUCACUGGGAUUUGGAUCUGCAUGGCUUUCAAUACAUUAAUGUGUUUGAUGAAUCACAACUACUUCUGUCUACAGGUAUAAAUAUUAAAAGCAAAUGCCAUGACUUAAAACCAUUCUUUGACAUCAGGUUUGUUGUGUUCUUCUCUGUAUGCCCAGUAUUUGACAUUCUGAUGAUAAGUAGAUGAAAAGCUGUAUUUCUUCCCUGUUGGCAAAUGUGCUAAGUUACCUAGGCUAUGGUUUCCGCUUAAACACUGGGCAAGCAAUAGCAUUUAUAUCUUGCCUAGCCAUUGCUGUGUUGUUUUUUUAAUGGAAAAAAGAUCAGGUAUCUCAGCAUACUGCAAAAGUUGCAAGGGAAAUCUGGUUUGCCAUGUGAUUUGUGAUAGAAACUGAUAGAAGUUGAUAUUGUGACUUCUAAAGGUUAGUUCAGUUUGCCAGUACUGUGUUUUGCAACGUGCACUGCAAGGCCAGUGUUUCAAUAGUUUGCUAAUAUUAACUUCUCAGAUAUAAAGACACAUGCAUGUUAUAAUUCUCAGAAUCUACAGGUUAACUUAUGGUGCUAUAGUGUCAUUAAAAUCAGCUGGUGCUGUUUUAAAGUGACUCUUAUGGCCAUGUUACCAUGUUAAAUAAUAUAAUUUUUGUAGAAGCCUUGGUUGCUUGUCUACUUUAAGUUAUGAGCUGAAAUUUACCACUACUCAGGAGUUUGGCAUGAGGCCAGUAUCCGCUUGGGGCCUCAGAAUAGACUUUAUUUAGAAUAUAAAUGGUGUAAUGGACUUGUACCAGUCAUCUGCCCAGUGGUGAAGUUCACCUUGGAAGAAUAAAGCUUGCCUCUGUGUAUAGAGUAGCCAUCAUCUCUUUUUCCCCAUCCUUCAAAAAAACGAGUUCUAGAGCACUGACUUCUCAAAAGAGCUGUCGCUGCAGUCAAGCUGACAUUUGACUGUGCCUUGCAUACAUGAGAGCAUCUUAAAAAAAGACAGGACAACUGAGGUGGUAGAUUCUUAACGUGCUAUUUUUUCAACUCAGUCUAAUUACAGCACAUUUGUAGCAUAACCAUAUUCAUAGUUACAUCACAGACCAUGAGCGUGCAUGGGUAUCAAAAGUGGUACAGGUGCAUUAAUGUGUCACAACAUCUAAUUAACUGUGCAAAGAAGCAGGUAGUCUACACUAUCAUACCCUUGUCCUCUGAAGGUUCUCAACUUGGAUUUAAAUCUGCCAUGCUUGGAGAUCUCAGCAGUUCAUAGGAUUUGGCUCUUUGGUUGUCAAUCUGUUAUAAAAAAAGCUUGUGUAAACCUUUAAGAAGACUUUUUUUGGGGUUUGAGAAAAAUUAUUCCUCUCUAUGAAACAGUGGUUGGACCUUACACUCUGGAGGCAGUGGUUAGGUAUAAUAAAUGGUCAAUUCUUUUUUUGUGGCAGAGUGCUGUAUUAGUAUAUGCAAGACCUGGAAGAAACUAAAUCACUAUCUUGAUAAAAAUAUUUUACUUGCUGGGUGACUCUGUAUUUUGCUGUUUUGUGUUAUUGUCACUUGUGCUGCAGGUUUGAAGGGGGAAAACUUGGUGAAACUUAAACAUCUAGGGCUUCCAUGAAAAAUUAUUUACAUUUCCUUUGUUAUUAGGGCUUGCAAACAGAAACACAAGAUGACUUAUUUUAAUUAAUGCCUAGGUCAACUCUUGGCUUUUUUUAACUUGCAGCCUGCAUAUCCGAAAAGGUUUCUAUGAAUGUAUAGCAAACUUCGUAGCAACAUAUAUUCAGCUUUAUCUCUCUUUUUUGAGGAAGCUAUGAAAGAUGAAAGGUGGUUUUUUUUAAUGUUCUGAAAAGUAUCUUGCAUGUGGAGAAGAUGAGUUGCCUAAAUAUACAGAAAUCACAAAGAAUACUGACGUUUUGGAUUAGUUUUUAUGGGGUUAAGUGUAAUUAGGUUGUAUAUACACAAAAUAUUCUCAUCCCAACCAUUAAAAUACAUACGGAGAAAGACAUAAUGGGAGGGAUAAGGAAUCAAACUGGAUAUAUGCUUAAAAAUGGCUUCUUUAAGUCUGCUUUGAGUCAUGAUAUGAAAAUAUCGUAGUUUAAUAUAUGGCAUAACAUUUAGUCUUUGUGUAAGCUUUCUUAAUCUAGGUACAUAAUAUUACUUUACCUGGAUAGGGAUGCACAGCUCCCUUUGGAGAUGAUUGAAAUUUUUUAAAGGAAUCAGAAGGCCUAAUAUAUGAAAAUCCAUGUCUGAAGUUUUCCUGUGUUAAUAUUGUGUGUCUUUCAGCAUUUUCCUUUUGCAAGGUUUCAUAUUCAACACAAGAACAUACUUUGUAGGAGGAAAGCUUGUUUGUUUCAGUUUGUCCUGGGCUGACCCUCCAGUGCUGAUGGCAGAGAUUACUAAUGGUUGGUUGUCAGGCAAUGUUGUCAGCUCUGCUGUCAGUACAGUUUUAGCACUGCUUUAGUUUGCUUCAGAAAAAUCAACUAAAUAUCUCUGACUAAUUAUUUAGACUGUGCCACACAGCUGGUUUUGCCCGAAAUGAGGCGGCUGGCACAUGCAAACCUCUUUCAACUGGUCUAUAGCAGAAAUUACUCUUCUGCCUGCUUUUCUGGAGGUAGGGACAAGGGGGAAGGAGGAAAUGCGUUUGUCUGCUUUUUCAGGUUUAGUCUGUGAUAGCAAUCAUGAAAGAGUUGGUAUUACCAUUUCAGUUUUCUCAAUUAUUUUUAUAUUUCUUUUAAUCAAGAAUGCAUUUUCUGCUGUAUGUGAUAUUUUAUAGACACUGUUCCAGAUGGUAUUUGAAAGGGAGAAGAAUAUAAUGAAAGCAGGCCUGUUCACAUUUUGUAUCUCAAGGGGUUUUUUAAGGUGUUUGGAUUGUAUUGACUCCUCUCUGUUAGAUAACUUCUUUACAAAAGAAAAACACAAGGCAAUGCCUCAUUGGUGAGAGUAAAUUUAUAUUUCUGCCUUCUUCCAUGAACUGAGCUUAAUGGUCACAACUCUGUUUUUAAUACCUAAAACUGUCAUUGAAAUGAAUGGGAGAUUUAGCUGCUGAAUGAAUACAGCAACUGUGAUGUUUGAUUUUUUUGUUGUUGUUGUUUGUUUUCUUUUUUUUUGAUGACUGUUCCUGUGUGGUGCUAUUUUGUAAACAAAUUAUAUGUGGCAAGGAUGGAAUCUUUAAAACUUACCAAACAUUGGCCUAACUCUGCUUUCAUUUCCUUACAAGAAGCAGAAUCAUUCCUAAGCUGAAUCCUUGUGAACUGGCUGUCGAAAUUGGGAUUUUAUCAUAUUUACAUCUCCGAAAGUGUUCUUAUACCACAAACCAAGAAGGCAUUAAGACUGCAGAUUUUAUGCUGUUGCUUCUAAAACACAAGUAUCUUUCAGCAAAUACUUGAGAAUGUCCUUGUUAAACUAAAUUGCAAAAGCCUGUUUGUUUAUAGUUAAGUUCCUUAAACCAUAGAUCCUACUAUUUGCAUGCAGCAAUGUAAAUAAUGCACUUAGCAGCCAGUUUGUCUGUAUAUAGAGAACAAGUAUGUGUAUUUUUUCUCAAUAAUAUUUGUAUGUCAUUGAGCUUGCAAAUUCUUCCUGUUUUUUAUGGAUUUGUAUAUAUUGUCUGUAGAACGCAAAUCUUAAUUUCUACUUCUAGCAGGUGGUUUGAACAAAAAAGUGAAAGAUACAUUCCUUUGAGACUACCUGGGUACUUUUCACUGGACUUGAAAUUACAGUGUGUGUCUCGCAUAAAUACACUUUUACCUGAGAGGAUAGAAUUGUAGCACUUAGUGGAGACUGGCUAAAUGACAAUAAAAUAUAAAAACUGGUCAGUUCCCCUGCUUUUAGCUGGUAUAAAAGAGACUUGGUGUUUUUCAUGUUGUAUUAACUUUUUUUCCUUGAGGACUGUGCCAUCCAAAUAAGUAAGCAGCACGUAUUCAUGAAGUCUUUCAGAAAGUCUUUUUUCAUAGUUGGUUUGAUUUCCACCCCGCCUCCUGUUUGGCUUUCUAGGACAGGUUACUGAGAAACACUUGCAUUCUAUAUGCCUGCCAAAAAGUUGGGACUUCCUGCCUAUUUUUAAGUGCUUUCUUUAUGUUGGUAGUGGAAGAAGCACAGGAUCCUUUACUUGCAAAAGCAUAAAACAGUAUUUAUCAGGAAAGGUGCUUUAUCUCUUGGGAAGUGCCACACCAAAUUUUAUUGUGUAAGAGCUCUCAUUAAGAAACUUUUUUUCGAGCUUCAUUACAUUUAGAAGUAUAUGGGCCAAAUUCACCUGUAGCAUAAUUCUACUGAAUCAACUUUUUUUUGAGUCUUUCACAGUAGUAUUCUACCUCUAAACUAGAAUCUGGAAGAAAGAACAAUUAGGCAAUGUUUUGUCUUUCUACUUCUCACUAUUUUCUGUAAAGAAUGGUGGGUGGUUAAACUGGUACAGUUCGUAUAUUUUCUAUAAGUGUGUACAUUUCUGGUUUUAUUGUUCCUUAAAUAUUUUGUUUGUAUCUCUGAGUUUUGACUUUCAAAUAAAUUAUUUGUACGUUUAUUGAAAACA